This is a messenger RNA of Aplysia californica (California sea hare), 5089 nucleotides long. RefSeq names its product sulfhydryl oxidase 1. Lineage: Eukaryota; Metazoa; Mollusca; Gastropoda; Aplysiida; Aplysiidae. Gene Ontology annotation, cellular component: Golgi membrane. The transcript is spliced from 10 exons. The coding region runs from base 4 to 2421 and encodes 805 amino acids. Gene Ontology annotation, biological process: protein folding. Gene Ontology annotation, molecular function: flavin-dependent sulfhydryl oxidase activity; protein disulfide isomerase activity. The record is from RefSeq and is a predicted model, not a curated record.
CACAUGACUGCUAGAAAUAGUAAAGGAAAAUGUGUCUUCAUUUCUGAAAGGAAGAAAAGCUCAGGUACGGAAAAUGUAAAUUGUCAACCCGGACGUGUGUUCGAAAACGAAUUUGUGAGGAUUUGUUUUUUUUUGUUUGGAAGGAAACGUACGUGUCAUCGGUCACAAUCACCUGCACAAUGUGAUUUAACUUAUUUUAAACCUAAAUUGGUGUUAAGCGAACCAUCCUUUUACUUUGUUCCCCGUUUAUGCUUUUAUGCACUGCGUAGCACAGUGAUACUCAAGUUAAUGAUGGGGAAAUUUCGGGCGACAGCUGCUGUGGCUUUUGACUUGGACACUCUGGUGAUAUUAAUUUUGUCGCUCUCAUUGACUGUUGAACUGACAGCUGGUUUCAAAGAUGGAUUAUAUUCAACAGAUACUGACGAUGUGAUUCCUCUAAAUGAGAAAACAUUUCAGAGUGAAUUAGUCAACGGCAAACCAUCCAAAUUUUGGGUGGUGGAGUUUUAUAACAGUUGGUGUGGCCAUUGUAUACAUUUUGCCCCGUCAUGGAAGAAAGUAGCGACUGGUUUCAAAGAAUGGCAAGACAUUGUAGCCAUCGCUGCCAUAGACUGUUCCCAGGCUGUCAACCUAGAAACGUGUCGUCAGUUUGAUAUCAAUGCAUAUCCAUCUAUGAAGCUCUUUCCUCCCUCUGAAGUGGAAGACAGGAUGAAGAAAGUAGAGCCCUUUCGAACUCAGGAUCCAUUGGAAAUAAAAAAGCUUGUUUUACAGUUCAUGAUAAAAUAUACUCCUGCAUCAUGGCCGAGACUCAAACCGUUAAAAAAAAUAGAGGAUAUCUGGCAGGAAAAGCAGGCCUCACAUGAAUACACUGUGCUCAUCUUUGAGGAGCAAAACUCGAUACUUGGCAUGGAGGUUAUCCUAGACACGAGACACCACAACAAUGUGCUGGUGAGAUCUAUGCUGAAGGAAGACGUCACAAAGUUUGGGAUCAACAGCUUCCCAAGUCUGUACAGAGUCAAUCCAGACUCUACCUACACUCUGGUGGCCAUAGGUAAGAAUAUGGCUGAAAACGACCGGGUCUUCUUUACGAACCUGGUCAAGGCCAUGGCAAGAGGUCAGGAGGACAAGAUCAUGCCGAGGGUCAACAAGCAGAACAAGUUCAAGGUCGUUGAGCCAGGUGUCAAGCUGAAGUCAGAGGUGGCUGCGGGGAAUGUGGCGGUCACUGGGAAGCCAAAACUUACCAGUUCUGUGGUGAGCAUGCAAGACUUGGAGUCUGCCCUUCACUACAGCUUCAGGCAAGAGGUGGCCAUAUGCCGGGUGAUUGAUGGGGAAAAACUGGUGGCUCUUAAGGACUUUGUGCACACUCUUCUCAAGUAUUUCCCCGGCCGCCCACAAAUCCAAGGCUUUCUGAAAAAAACCUACGACAUGCUGAUCAGCUUGCCUUCUGAUGACCUGAGUGGAGAGGAAUGGAUGGACAAGAUUGAUCGACUUCAGGACUCGAACAACUACCUUCCAGAAGUGGUCAAGUGGGAGUCAUGUGUCGGGAGCCACCCCCGUUACCGUGGUUACCCAUGCAGCAUGUGGACACUGUUCCACACUCUGACUGUCGGCGACUACAAACAAAACAGUCAUGCCCGAGCUCGGGUUAAUGCCUCGGAAGUGCUUGUGAGCAUCCGAGGCUACAUGAAGUAUUUCUUCGGCUGUGAAGAAUGUUCCAAGAACUUUCUCAGCAUGGCGGAGACUGUGGAGGGGGACGUCCAGUCAAGCAGAGACUCGGUCCUCUGGUUGUGGAGCGCUCAUAACAAAGCCAACAAACGACUUCAUAACGACAUCUCAGAGGACCCUCAGCACCUCAAGAUACAGUUCCCUUCUCCUGCCUUGUGCCCCGCUUGUCACAAAUCGGUUGUGGCAGAUGAUGGGAAACCGACAUGGGAUGCAGAUGCUGUAUUAGAGUUCCUGACCAAGUUUUAUGGAGAGAGCAGUAUUGUGAUUCCAGAGGGCUUGAAUGAUGCAGAGUCGGGGAAAAGUUUGAAGGUGGAGGGAAGCGAGAAGGUUGCAGAUUUGUCCCAUCAGGAUCGGGAGCUGGACUGGUGGGAGAAGAAGCAGAGAGAGCAAGACCUCAAACAGAUCCAACGAUUGCGGAAGAAAAAACAGGAAAAGAAAAGCGGCUUGUCUGCACAAGGAGGCUUGGUGAAGAGAAGUCAGGAGGAGGAUGGUGUGAUUGUGUACAAGCAAGACGGAAACGUUGGCCACCCACAGAGCCGCGUGUCGGCUCUUUUGGGGGUGACCCAGCUUGAUAUGAGCAUGUGUGUCGUGUUUUAUGUGGUCAGCACACUCAUCAUCCUCAUCCUUUAUCAUCACUUCAUAGUCAGACGGCACAUGAAGCCCUGCAAAUCUAUACGUGCCACUGCUCUGUCUCUUUAAGUGUACAUUUUUAAUUUCUCACACAGCCUCUUAGAUAAGACUAAUGUUAAAGACUGUAUGUUGCCUAUAAAGUCCCCCACCCUACUCCACCACACCACAUCGCCUAUCAGAAAUGUCAAAUUUAGUGCCUAAAUGCUUUGGGAAUUUUUAGUUGCUACUUUUCUGGAUAUUUUCAGAAUUGUCAAGGUCCUGUUUCACCUGAUCUGUUGGGGUUUUUUUUACAUAAGGGGAUGUCCUUGUUGAAUGUAAUGCUUGUUUGUCUUCUAGUGCAGAUGUCUUUUUUCUUCUUUUUUUUUGGGGGGGGGGGGUGUUUAUUGUUGUUUUUGGGGGGGUAGGUGGUUAUAUUACCUCUGGGCCCAUCGUCCAGUCAGGGGACCAUGAGUUCUUCAUUCUUUGUGAUCUUUUUUAUGUCCAAUUCUAAUAUUGUGUUAAAUUUCCACACACACACACACGCAAAAAAAAAAGAAACCCCCACAAGGGUUGUCAUAUGUUCAGCUGGUGUCAUGCUGGACUUUGGUGCAGAUGACCUUGAUGAUGCAAAUACCUGAUGGGUGUGUUUUGAACUUAAGUUGUUUCAGAAGUUUUCAUGGCUCUAUGCUAACUUGCCUUACUCUUAGCCUUAGUCCUGUUGGAGAUUGGCAUUAUUUUCUGGCGUCACACUUCUUAAAUAAUCUUUAAUUUUGAAAUGGAUGUUGAUCCCAUCUAAUUAGGCCUACCAGCUGACCAAAAAAAGACCACAAAAUAAAAACCAACAGAAAACAAGCUCAAAGUAUAUAUAUAAUAUCUCUGCAUUUCAUGAAGACUGUAGAGUCUGAGUCUGAGGCCUGAAUGUCGUGUCUGUUGGCUGCUAAGCUUGGGACCAGCUUGUUAGGUGUAACCUAAAGGGCAGUUACAAAAUGUCCAGCUUAUCUCUUGUUGUCUGCUACCUCAGGAGUUUGUCAAACCUGACUUUAAAAAAUCAGAGACCCAGAGAUUUUAUGCUUUCAAAACCAAUUGAGUGAUGUUGUUUUUGAAAAGGACCAGACUUUAGCAGGAUAUAUUAUUAUAUGUAAGCUCCUCUAAAACUGUGUGUGCAUGGGAGUAAGCUCUAUUAAAAAUGAUGUUCAUUAUAUAUAGAAUGUCCUUGAAUUUUAUAUGUUGCAGGCAUUUUUGGGAAGGCUGAGUGACUGGCUCCGUUAACCUUUGUUUCAUAUCUCUCAAUCUGUCAAGUGGCUCAGCAACUGUAGUUUCAGCUGUCUCCUAUUUUGCUUUUAUUUUUAGGACACUGCAACAUCGUUUUGCAGGAUAUGAUUAAUAUGAAGUGAGGAUUUUGCUUCUUUUUAAAAAAAUUAAUGCUAUUGAGAUGGUGAGGACUUGAGAUGUAGAGCGCAGUUUCACAACUUGUAGACAUUCGUUUUUGGUAAUGACAAUCAUUUUGACUGGAUGGUCUUGGAGAAGUGAUGUAAACUAAUUUACAGAUCACUUUCCAGUCACCAAUGUAAGUUACCUCUACUCAUUAAAUGAGUAUGUUUGGAUUGUCUCUGCAUGGAAUGCCAAAGCUACCUCUGAUUUUAAUCAGUUAAGAGAAAAAGAAUUAUACAUGAAAAUCUUUUCAUGGUCUCUAUUCAUUAUCAAGUAGUCUCUGUAAGAUUUUUUUUUUAGAAUUGCAAGAAAUCCUUAUUUCUUUGCGAAAAUGGCUUUGUGCUCAAGGUUCAAGUGAUGCCUGUUCCUUUUUGUGAGGUCAGGCUGUUCUCUACACACCCUGUGUGUAAUUUUAUCAUCCAUCUAAAAAAGAAAUUGAUGGAAAUGUCUUACUUGAAAUGUUGUAUCUAAUGGCAUUGUAUACUUUUACUUCAACAUGCAUAACGUCUUUUUAAUAUGUCUAGUCAGUAUCCUGCUCACAGCUUUGCAAAUAAUUUGCUUAUAUUGAAAUAGUUGGGGGGUUUUUCUCUCUGUCUGCGUUAUUUGGUGUUCAGUUUCGUAAGCUUCCCUGCUGUUUCUGCACUAUUUUUUUUUCUGUUUUUGUGAGGUAUAUAUAUAUGUAAUGGGGUAUAAUUUUGUGUAUUUGCAAGUUUGUGUUUGUGUGUAGCAUAUGUUUUCCCUUUUGUGAACCUUAUUUGUUGAGCCAAGCUCAUUUUGAGCUGUAAUGGUACGACAGUCCUACACCAAAGAUGUUGUUAUAACUCAUUAUGAAUAAGUUUGUACUGAUGCAUGGAUGGAUAGGUUUUAUAGAGGACAUGACAGUCCCAUUUCACUGCAAUCAAACAACUGAAAGAGAGAGAAGCAUCUGACUUAGAAAGCGGGUGGUAGGCGGGGCCUAUCAAACAUCUAUCGUCCUUAUCUCUCCUCCUUCUUUUUUUGUGUUUGUUACUCUCUUGUAACAUCUCUAAUCUUUCUGGACUUAUAUUAUGAAUUGAUUGUGUUGUUGCAAGUACCAAAAAACUUUGACUUAGAAAAUACUGCCUAUGCUAUUUCUUUUUUUUUUCUCUUUUACACUUUGUGUUAAUGAAUGAAGUGAGCUGUGUCUUUUAAAUGAAACGAAAGAGUCGUAAUGUAACUUAUGUUUGAAGGUCACACCACCGACAUUACUGUUACUCUCACCAUUCCUCGUAUUUAUUGAGCUGAGAGUGCAGCAGGCUCACGUAUAACACAGCCUCUGAUAUGUCAUUUGUCUACUCAGUCACGUAAG